Molecule: messenger RNA, 2446 nt
Organism: Cephus cinctus (wheat stem sawfly)
Lineage: Eukaryota; Metazoa; Arthropoda; Insecta; Hymenoptera; Cephidae
Product: sialin
Exons: 6
Coding region: 182-1621 (479 amino acids)
Biological process (GO): transmembrane transport; monoatomic anion transport
Cellular component (GO): membrane
Molecular function (GO): transmembrane transporter activity
Source: RefSeq, a predicted model, not a curated record
UUUGCCUUAAUGCUUCUUCACUGACGUUGCGUGUCGCGGUGUUGUCUACUUUCUUGAAAAGAUCGUGGGGGAAUUUACCCAAUGGCCAGAAAAUACAGUGAGUAAGCGUGACAGUGAUAACAGGCGUAAAAUUGUACGCUGAAGACGUGGGUUUCAUUUUAUUUUUCGUUUCACUGUAAAAAUGGGUGUCGUGCGAUUUCUCUUUGCCAUUAUGCUGUGCAUAGCGAAUAUGAUAAUCUAUGGGUUAAAGGUUAACAUAUCGACAGCAAUAAUCGGUAUGAUUAAAAAUCAACUUGACAAUCAGACACUGACACACUCUUGGGAAUGUCCGGAAUACGAAGCGAGUGUCGAUUCCACGACCGAUCUGGAUGGUCCAUUUGAAUGGACGACCACGGAGCAGGGUCUGAUAAUUAGCAUAUACUUCGCUGGAUAUCUAAUCGGCAUGUUUCCCUCCGGUUACUUGGCUGACAGAUUUAACGCAAAGUGGGUCCUAUUGAGUUGCGUGCUGUGCAAUGCGAUCUUCGCGCUGCUGGUUCCGCUUGCGGCCAGCCGGAUUCAAAUUCUUUAUACUUUUCGAUUCUUGAGCGGAUUGGUAAGUUCGGCCAAUCUGCCAGUGGUGAACGUAUUGGUGGGCAAGUGGGUCGUCUACGAGGAGAAGAGCACGUGGACGGGAAUCAUUUACGCCGGCACGUCCUUGGGAACUGUAAUCUCGAUCUUGAGCUCAGGUUUGAUAUUGAAUUCGCUUGGAUGGGAAGCCAUCUUUUACACUCACGGUGCACUGCCUCUUCUUUGGUGCGUCACGUUUGCACUUUUCUUCGCGGACAAUCCUGAGAGCCAGAAAUAUAUAAGCGAGGAGGAGAGACGGCUCCUCGUUAAUUCCUACAGUCAUCGCAGUCCUGCGUCUCAGUCAGUCCGAGUCCCUUGGAAAAGGAUAUUUACGUCUCGGCCAGUUUGGGCCCUCAUAUUGACUAACACUUUGGCCAAUUUUUCCUGGUACUUUUUGCUCACGCAACUUCCACUUUACAUGAACAAAAUGCUUAGAUUCAACAUCAAGUCGAACGCUGUCAUCAGCUGUUUGCCAUAUUUGAUUAAUGCUCUUUUAAAUCCGUUGCUGGGUAAACUUUUGGAUCUAGGUAGAAGCCGUGGAUACUGGAAUCAAACGGUUGCACGAAAAAUUGCCGUCACUAUAAGCUGCCUACCGCCCAGUAUCUUCCUCCUGAUAAUUGCAUACAUAGGUUGCAAUAGGGUAGCGGCUACUGCACUUUUGAGUCUGAGCAUUGUCAUUGGUGGUGCCAUUUUUAUCGGGCAUCUCUGUAAUCACAAUGACCUUGCUCCCAAUUAUGCUGGAAUUCUCAUGGGUAUCACAAACACACCAGGCACCGUCUCGGCUUUUCUAUUGCCAGCGCUAGUUGGCAAGCUCACGGAAAAUGGGCACACGUUUGCGCAAUGGCGAUACGUUUUCUGGGUGAACAUAGUAGCCCUGCUGGUUGGAUGGUUGGUCUUCGUAUUUCUGGGUUCCGGAAGUGUGCAAGACUGGAAUUAUCCCAAGGAAGAGGGAUCGGAUAAGCAAAUGUCAAAUACUAGAAAAACCGAAGGAGAUGAACAAAUUGUAGAAAGCUAAAUUCUCGAAUUUACGUUAAAGGAAAGGAAAUAAACGACACGAUAAACAUUCGACGACUUAAAUCCGGAUUAUCAGAAAAAUUACUAUCCACAUCAAAUUAAGGAACAUCAAAGAUAAGUCAGGGGAUUGGACUGAUUCAACAGCGAAGAGAAAAUUAAAUGAUACCGGAUGUCCAACUGUUUUUCAUUUCCUUGAAAAAAAAAGCCAAAAGGGGAAAAAAAGGGGAAUUGGGAAAAAGCACGGAAGCAUGUCGCUCCUACAGAGCAGCGCGUGUGUGUGGAUCGCGCGAGUGAGGUGCAAUUAGCGCAAGGCCACCCACGCGGUAUCCGACCAAUUAGGAGCCACCUGGUAGGAAAGAAAGAGAACAGAAGGAGAAAAAAGGUGCCGUUCAUACCAAUUAGAUGUGCCUUUACUGACUGACUGCGUCGUGCAUAUACGUAUAGUCGGCAGGGAGAAAAAGAGGGGAAACCAGAGCCACGGAUUAUUUACGCCACUUGAAAUAUUACAUUUGUAAUCUAUUCCUGGCAUAUCGCUCACCCGGUACAUUCGGAUCUCACGACCAGCGAACAGCAUCCAGUGAGAAGACGUCCCCAGGUUUCCUUCUCUUUAAAUCUUUCCAACCUGGGAAAAUUUGAGAUUCGCUCCCUCUCUCCCCCGUGCCCUCUCCUACGAGACGAGCUGCAGAAAGUCCGAGUGUUCUGGUAUUUCGGGAAAUUCCAUCGCGGCGAGACGAAUGAUUUUCUCGCAACGAGACGCGCAUCGAACGCUUCCCACACACCUGAUAAGCACACGCGAGACAUUCUUCUUGUUAUACAAAAUAUAUAC